UAGGUUUUGGCUAGAGAAGAUUAUUCUAGGGUAGCUAUGCUAGGUUUCUCUCUGCAAGAAUAUCUUUAGUGAAUGAGAUACUUAUUUACUAUUCACUAAACCACUAGUUGAGAAUGUGUGCAAACUAAGUUUUUCCACUGGUUCUGUUCUGUAUGAAAUUUCUGGGCGGUGCUAUAUUUUGUGAAAAAAUGGGUUUGUGUAGCUACUGCUUUGUCUUGUGUUGGUUCAUUUGUUAUUUUAUACAUAGCUAAUAGCAAGGAUACACUAGUAGAUUUCAAUAAAAUAUUGAGCCAGCACGAUGAAUGGAAACGAAAGUUGUAUAAAGGAUGGAAAUUUAUCAAUUUUCAAACCAAGUCAUUGUGGUGUUCUUCGCCAAGAUGACUGGGCAUACGUUAUACAUAACAAUAUGGUUAGAAAAAGUGCUUCUUCAUUAUCAAGAUUGAGGCCAGUCAGUGUCAGUGGAGAUGGUAACUGUCUUUACAGAUCUAUUUCUGUGUUGCUGGUUGGUGAUAAAACGCUAGCUUCAAUUUUGAGAAUUUUGACCUCUUUGGACAUCCAAUGCUCCAACUAUCUCCUAACAAUAUUUUUGUGCAAUGUUUAUCGGAUGUUGGUUGUGACGUGUACACAAAGACGAAGUCAAGAGAACAGGCCAUAAUUGAGAAAGCAAAACAUGUUUCAAAAUCCUUCAUUUGGUCAUCGUUUAUGUGCGUUUUAUCAAUUUGUAAUGUUAUUGAGGUAUGAUGAGUUUUUCAUGGAAUAUGCACAUUUGAUUUUUUUAUUUAUUUAAUGUCUAAACUCCUGUGAUCAAAUGGUAUGAUAUUUAUGAUACAAUUUCGUAAAAGGUUCAAGUUCAAUUCCUGACAGGAGUAAACUAUAUGUGAUGCACGCAGUACCUUUAAAAUUUGUGUCACUCUAUAUAUUUUUUAAUUUUAUAGCAUCCUAUUACUACCUAUCAAAGCUUAUGAUAUAAACAAAUGGGCAAUUUAUUCAACACAUUUGUUGAGCCCAGGACAGGUGUUGCUGGUGUUUCUGUGAAGGUAUUUUGGUUUAACUAGAAGGUUAAGUUUAAAGAAUUCCUGUGAUUGUUUGCGAGUGAUAUUCCAGCCCAUAGUAACAUAUGCCCAGUUGAAUAUGUGGGGGAUAUUCUGGAAAAGGUGCUCUACCAACAGAUAUCACUUCUUUACUUAAAACUACAAAAUGUACACAUUUCCAUCAAUUCGUGAAGUUUUGAGAAUUUUGGCUACAAUUCCUGUAACCUUAUGCACUUGUAAGAGAAGUAUCUUUCAGCGCGUUUAAGGACUCAGAUGCGAAACACAAUUUCGGAGGAAAGGUUAAGCAGCCUAGCAGUUAUCAUGUUUAACAGAUCAAUCACUCUGAUGAAGUAAUAGAUGAGUUUGCUAAAAAGAAUAAGAGAUAAAGGCUUUUUUAAAUAUAUAUACUUGCUGAUUGAUUUAUACUGAUUGAGUUUAUUGGUUUAUUCAUACAUAGUUUACAUGUUUUAUAUAUUUUAGCUGUAUAUUUUUUAUGUAUAUUGUUACAUAGUGUACUUUUUAACGCUGGAAAAAGCCUGAACAAGUGUUAAAUUUUGUUUCUAU
Hydractinia symbiolongicarpus is the source of this 1595-nucleotide messenger RNA. RefSeq lists its product as uncharacterized. NCBI's taxonomy places the organism in Eukaryota, Metazoa, Cnidaria, Hydrozoa, Anthoathecata, Hydractiniidae. The record is from RefSeq and is a predicted model, not a curated record. The transcript has 2 exons. The coding region runs from base 299 to 655 and encodes 118 amino acids.